Molecule: messenger RNA, 1752 nt
Organism: Rodentolepis nana
Lineage: Eukaryota; Metazoa; Platyhelminthes; Cestoda; Cyclophyllidea; Hymenolepididae
Source: the annotation of a GenBank genome assembly
AUGACGGCCAGUCAUGUUGUAAUCAACGAGGAACAAAGGCCUGAACGACAAAGGAGGUUCAGAAAAUUAAAAACUCCAAAAAUGCCGAAGGUCAAAAUUCCGAGAAAUAAGUGCUGCAAUUGGUUCCGAAAAGCGGAUAAUAUUCAGUUGACACUAACAAUCACCGCUGUUAUACUCGGUUUGGUCAUUGGCAUUUCAGUUAAGUUCGCCCAUCCGGAUAUUAGCCAACGCACGAAAACUCUAGUUUCAUUCCCCGGAGAUCUGCUGAUGAAUAUGCUCAAGAUGUUGAUCAUUCCUCUCAUCACGUCAAGUCUUAUCUCUGGCCUCGCCAAUCUGGACACGAAAUCAUGCGGAAAAAUUGGCACCUAUGCAUUGAUUUACUACUUUACCACCACUCUGAUGGCAGUUGUUCUUGGUAUUAUACUCGUGGUUGCCAUUCAUCCUGGAAAUCCAUCAAUUAAGGAGAAUCUUGUGAGUAGCAGCGGUACGAAAAACACGGAAAACAGUCCGCAUACACUCGAUGCUUUUUUGGAUCUCUUCAGAAAUAUGUUCCCGGAAAAUAUAAUCAAAGCAUGUACCAAGCAGGCAUCAACUAAACUGGUGAAUGCAACUGUGAGAAGAAGGUCACCAGAUAAUGCAUCUGAAUUCAUUGAAUAUAUUGAGGAAAAGGCAAUGAUUGAAUACAAGGACAACACCAAUGUCAUGGGUGAAUACCGACUUACUUGUCACCUUUCGAUUUCUCUAUAUUUCAUUCUCACAAAACAAUCAAAAGUGCUCUGUCGUUCAGACAACUCAACUUCCUCCCUUUGCUCUAUAGGUCUAGUUACCUUCUCAAUUGCUUUUGGUCUUGGAAUCGCUUCAAUGGGCAAACAGGGUCGACUUAUGCUGGACUUCUUCAUCAUUAUGAAUGAAAUUAUCAUGAGGCUUGUUCGUGUUAUCAUGUGGUACGCUCCAGUCGGUAUCACAUUCUUGAUUAUUGGCCAAAUAAUCGCGAUUGAUGAUUUGAUGAGCACUGUGAAAGGUCUGGGUCUGUACAUGCUGACAGUCAUUACUGGUCUCUUCAUUCAUCUCUUCUUUACCCUCAUGUUGAUGUACUUUAUAAUAUGCCGAAAAAAUCCACUGGUCUACAUGCACGGUCUAUUUCAAGCCUUUUUCAUGGCUCUCGGAACGGGUUCCAGUUCAGCUACUCUUCCAGUCACCUUCAAAUGCCUGGAGGGGAACCUGGGAAUUGAUGCUCGUGUGACACGUUUUGUGUUGCCCAUCGGUGCCACGGUUAACAUGGAUGGCACGGCUCUUUACGAGGCUGUAGCCUGCAUUUUCAUUGCCCAAAUUAAUGAUUUCAAUCUCUCCAUUGGUCAAUUGGUCACUAUCAGCAUAACAGCUACGUUAGCCGCAAUAGGAGCAGCGUCAGUACCAAGUGCUGGUCUGGUUACUAUGGUGAUGGUGCUUACAUCUGUCGGUCUUCCUAUAGAUGAUAUUGCUCUCAUUAUCGCCGUUGACUGGAUGCUGGACCGAAUCCGCACGUCAAUUAAUGUGAUGGGUGACGCGUUUGGCGCAGGCAUAGUGGCCCAUCUCUGUCGUGACCAACUUCUAGUACCAGCCAAGCGUCUAAACAGUAUUAGCGUUGCUGUUCCUCAUACAAAGUGGAAUGACGCGGAUCCGGAAAGCGCCGACGAAUUAGAUGAUCUUACCAACGAUCCUUGUCAGAAUAUUCCCCUGGAAAUUGUGGAAGCUACUUCUCAACGGGAAUAG